Molecule: messenger RNA, 1597 nt
Organism: Apis laboriosa (Himalayan honeybee)
Lineage: Eukaryota; Metazoa; Arthropoda; Insecta; Hymenoptera; Apidae
Gene: nclb
Product: periodic tryptophan protein 1 homolog
Exons: 11
Coding region: 126-1565 (479 amino acids)
Biological process (GO): rRNA processing
Cellular component (GO): nucleus
Molecular function (GO): protein binding
Source: RefSeq, a predicted model, not a curated record
CACGUGCAGUGUAAUGUAGAAUGCAUACCACGUGUAUUAUUGUCUUUAGUAUUUAACUUUUCUAUAAAAAAAAAAAUAAAUAUUUGUAUUAUAAAUAUUAAUAUUAAAAUAUAUAUAAUUUUAAAAUGAAUAUAGUACCGUGUAUAGCUUGGGUAAAAAAAGGUGUUGCAUCAACAAAUCCUGUAAAGGUUGAAUUAACUCCAAAUGAAUUAGAGAAAAUCAUAAAACAAACUCAAUCUGAAUUACAAGAUGUUGAAAGUGAUUUAGAUGAAGAACAUAAUGAAAUUAAAGAAGAAAAAUAUAAAAUAGAUUCUCAACUUGAUAUAUCCAAAACAGAUGAAUAUGAUUUUGAUAAAUAUGAUGAAGAAUCAGGAGCUAUACAUUGUAAUAUUAAUAAUAUUGCAAUUAUUGAAAAAAAUGGUAAAGAUCCCUUUAUAACAAAGGAAGAUGAUGAUUCAGAAAAAGAAGAUGAUAUUAUUAAAUGUGAUGAUAAUCUUAUAUUAGUAGGACAUGUUGAAGGAGAUGCUAGCAUUUUGGAAAUAUUUGUAUAUAACGGACCUGAAGAUUCAUUUUAUUGUCAUCAUGAUAUAUUAUUACCAUCAUUUCCAUUAUGUAUAGAAUGGCUUAAUUUUGAUCCUUCAGAUUCAAAACCAAGUAAUUUAUGUGCAAUUGGUAAUAUGACUCCUAUAAUAGAAGUAUGGGAUUUAGAUUUGAUAGAUUGUUUAGAACCAAUUUAUAAACUUGGUUGUAAAGCAAAUAAAAAAAAAAAUCGAAAACAUAUUGGACAUAAAGAUGCUGUGUUAGAUUUAGCAUGGAAUGAAAAUUAUACACAUGUUCUUGCUAGUGGAUCAGUUGAUCAAUCAGUUUUGUUGUGGGAUUUAGAAAAUGGAAAACCUGUUAAUAAAUUUACUUCUUUUCAUGAAAAAGUUCAAUCAUUAAAAUGGCAUCCAAUAGAAACUCAUCAAUUAUUAACAGGUUGUGCAGAUAAGAUAGUGAGAUUAUUUGACUGUAGGUAUGAAACAAUUAUAAAAUCAUGGGAAGCAUUAGGAGAAGUAGAAAAAGUAUUAUGGAAUUCUUUUGAUUCUAAUUAUUCCAUAAUUAGUACUUCUAAUGGAUAUAUACAAUACAUAGAUAUUAGAAAAGAUAAACCAAUUUGGAAUAUAGAAGCUCAUACUCAAGAAGUUACGGGUUUAUCACUUAGUUCAUCAUGCCCUGGGCUUCUUGUUACUUCAGCAAACGAUGGUAUUAUUAAAGUAUGGGAUAUUAUUGAAAAUACAAAACCAAGUGUUAUUUGGGAAAAGAAAACUAAUCUCGGUGGUUUAUUAUGUCUUGCAUCAAAUCCAGAUGAACCUUUUGUGUUUUCUGCUGGUGGUGAUAAUAAAUCACAUAAUUUAAAAAUAUUUGAUCUUUUAAGAAUAUCAGAAAUACAUGAAAGAUUUCAAAAUCGUGUUCCAAAAAUUAACAUUGAUGAUAUAAAAACAGAAAUAAAAGAAGAAAUAAUGGAUGUGACAGAAAAUAUGGAUUCAAUGAUUUUAAAUACAAAUACAGAAAAUAAAAUGUCUUAAAAAAAAAGAAAAUAAGAAUAUUUUAAGAAAAA